CCUGUCCCUUCUGUCCCCCCCACCCUCUUUCAGCUGAUGGCGUUUGUAGCAGAAGAGAGGAAACGCUACACGGUCUACCCGCCCCCCGAGCAAGUCUUCACCUGGACACAGAUGUGCGACAUCAGGGAUGUAAAGGUUGUCAUUUUGGGACAAGAUCCAUAUCAUGGACCUAAGCAAGCUCACGGGCUCUGUUUCAGUGUCCAGAAGCCUGUUCCACCUCCCCCCAGUUUAGAAAACAUUUACAAAGAGCUGUCUACGGACAUUGAGGACUUCACUCAUCCUGGUCACGGUGAUCUGACCGGCUGGGCCAAGCAAGGGGUGCUCCUGCUCAACGCCGUCCUCACGGUGCGAGCUCACCAGGCCACCUCCCACAAGGAGAGAGGCUGGGAGCAGUUCACGGACGUGGUGGUGUCCUGGCUCAACAAGAACCUGCACGGGGUUGUCUUCAUGCUGUGGGGAGCCUACGCCCAGAAGAAAGGCAGCUCCAUCGACAGGAAGCGCCACCACGUCCUGCAGACGGUUCAUCCCUCGCCCCUCUCUGUCAACAGAGGGUUUUUUGGCUGUCGGCAUUUCUCGAAGACAAACGAGUUGCUCAAGAAAUCCGGCAAGAAGCCCAUCGACUGGCGAGCGCUCUGAGCGGCGCGCAGGAGCCGCUGGGGGCCGGGGGUUGGGAAGAGCCCCUGGUUCAGCGGGUGUCUUGUUUCUGAGAAACUUUUUUGCUG
Leptosomus discolor (cuckoo roller) is the source of this 722-nucleotide messenger RNA. The record is from RefSeq and is a predicted model, not a curated record. NCBI's taxonomy places the organism in Eukaryota, Metazoa, Chordata, Aves, Leptosomiformes, Leptosomidae.